This is a messenger RNA of Rubroshorea leprosula, 2739 nucleotides long. Lineage: Eukaryota; Viridiplantae; Streptophyta; Magnoliopsida; Malvales; Dipterocarpaceae. The record is from the annotation of a GenBank genome assembly.
ACUCUCUCUCCUCGCCUUCAAAGGUCUCUCUUCUCUGAUCCACCAUCAGCCCCACCUCCAUCAUCACACCCUUUCGCUGCCGCCGCCGUCGCCGUCAUCAUCACCGUAGCUCCAGCGAAUCUAAACCCACCACUUUUCCGGAUUCCAAUCCAUAUCAUCAAAGCUCGAAACUUUACUUUUGCAACACCUUUCCCAGGUCCCAAAGUUGAAAAGGGGAAAAACUCAUUUCUUUUUUUUUUUUUUUUUGCUUACCCUGAAGAAAUUGGGAAAGAAAGAUUUGAGCUUUGAUCGUCGGGGUAUUGGGUUUUAUCGGAUCACAGUGAUGGAGCCGCCGGAGCGUAACAGAACCAGUGAGAACGCGAGUAUGCGAUUUGAAGACGCCGAGAAGAUUAUCUUGCGGUGGAACAGUACUGCGUCGGAGGAUGCCAGGGAGAAGAUGAUCUUCGAAACGGAUAGGCAAGAGGCCGACCUUUACCUGCAAGCUGUGGAUGAAAUCCAACGGUCUUUGUCCAACGCAUCUCUCUCCGACGAUCAGUCAAAGGCGACCACCAUCCAGAUCGCCAUGGCUCGGCUCGAAGAUGAGUUCCGGAACAUCCUCAUCAUGCACACUGCUGCCGUCGAGACUGAAUCCCUAACCGGUUCCACCCACUCUCGCCGCAGUUCAACAAGUUCGAAUUUUGAGCUUGAAGAGGAGCUCAUCCUGAACACGGAGAAGCUUCGAGAACUCCAACACUGCGAGUCGUCGGAUAGUUCCAGCUACCGAUCCACCAGUAGCAUUCGCGAGAUGGAUCUGAUACCACCGGAAGCGAUUUCCGAUUUGCAAGCCAUUGCUAUGCGGAUGAUUUCCGCUGGUUACUUGCAAGAGUGCAUUCAGGUGUAUGGUAGCGUGAGGAAAUCAGCCGUUGACUCCAGCUUCCGCAAGCUAGGGAUUGAGAAGUUGAGUAUCGGGGACAUCCAGCGGCUUGAGUGGGAUGCUCUCGAAGGCAAGAUUCGGCGCUGGAUUCGCGCAGCCAAGGUCUGUGUUCGGAUUCUCUUCGCUAGCGAGAAGAAACUCUGCGAACAAAUCUUUGAAGUCGCCGAGACGAAUAUCGAUGACGCCUGUUUCAUGGAAACGGUCAAAGGUCCUGCAAUUCAGCUGUUCAAUUUCGCGGAGGCGAUAAGUAUUUCCCGAAGGUCGCCGGAGAAACUCUUUAAGAUUUUGGAUUUGCAUGAUGCUUGGGUGGAUUUAUUACCGGACAUCGAGGCUGUUUUCGAUUCGAAAUCUUCCGAUUCAAUUCGGGUGCAGGCUGCCGAGAUUCUGUCCCGAUUGGCCGAGGCAGCAAGAGGGACAGUGUCGGAAUUUGAAAACGCGAUUCUCAGAGAAUCGUCCGGCCCUGUUCCCGUCGGGACAAUUCACCCUUUAACAAGGUACGUCAUGAACUACAUCAGUUUGAUAUCUGACUAUAAGCAGACUUUGAUUGAGCUAAUAAUGUCCAAACCCUCAACCGGGUCAAGGUAUUCCGGCGACCCCUCGACGCCGGAUAUGGACUUGGCAGAAUUGGAGGGGAAAACCCCAUUAGCCCUUCAUUUGAUUUGGAUUAUUGUGAUAUUGGAAUUCAACUUAGAAGGAAAAUCCAAGCGAUACAAAGAUACAUCUUUGGCACAUUUGUUUAUCAUGAACAAUGUUCAUUACAUAGUUCAGAAAGUCAAGGGCUCGCCAGAGUUGAGGGGAAUGAUUGGGGAUGAUUACUUGAGGAAGUUGACUGGGAAAGUCCGGCAGGCAGCAACUAGUUACCAGAGGGCAACUUGGGUGAAGGUGCUGUAUUGCUUGAGAGAUGAAGGAUUACAUGUUAGUGGGGGAUUUUAUUCCGGGGUGUCCAAGAGUGCAUUGAGAGAAAGGUUUAAGUCCUUCAAUGCAAUGUUUGAAGAGGUGCAUAGGACUGAAGCUGUAUGGAUAGUCCCCGAUGCUCAGCUCCGGGAGGAGUUAAGGAUAUCCAUAUCAGAGAAGUUGAUCCCUGCUUACAGGUCAUUUCUAGGGCGGUUCAGGGGCCAUAUAGAGAGCGGAAAGCACCCGGAGAAUUACAUCAAGUACUCAGUGGAAGACUUGGAGACUGCUGUAUUGGAUUUCUUUGAGGGAUAUCCUGUAUCCCAGAAUUUGAGGAGGAGGUCUCAGUGAAAGGAAUAAAGAAACAAGUUUUUAGCCAAAGUUAGAAAACUAGGAGACAUUCUUUCAAUUUUUUGUAGGGUGUUUGGGCAAUGGUGGUGCUGUUGAAUCCGAGCUUGCCCUGAGCUCUCUCCAUCCAGGCCCCCAUAGCCUGAAUGCUUUCUGCACUGUAUGCAUUGUGUCUGUUUUUGGUUCUGCAUUCUAGAUUUUGUUCCAUUUGUUCAUAUUGUUAUUGCUGUAUGUUUUAUGUUGUGUUCUCUAUUGUUAAUGAAAUGAGGAAGCAAAUUUUUUUUUUCCCAUUUCCAACUCCUUCUCCAAGUUUAAUACUGUUUUUUCCUAUUUUGAAGUGGUUUGCACAUUUUUGGUCCCUUGAGAAUUUUUUGCACUUUUUUGAUCCCUCAACUAUACGAAAUGCACUCCGUUAGUCCUUCUGUUAAUUUGGACCGUUAACUCCGCUUAUGUGGCAUUUUUUAUAUUUUUUUUGAUGAUGUGGAGAGCAAAGUGAUGAUGUGGAGAGCAAAGUGAUGAUGUGGAGAGCAAAGUGAUGAUAUGGACAAAUAUUUUGACAUUUUAUAUUACCCUCAUGCCAAAUCAUA